Balearica regulorum gibbericeps (East African grey crowned-crane) is the source of this 2169-nucleotide messenger RNA. RefSeq names its product glycoprotein Ib platelet subunit alpha (gene GP1BA). The record is from RefSeq and is a predicted model, not a curated record. Gene Ontology annotation, biological process: long-term memory. Gene Ontology annotation, molecular function: protein binding. NCBI's taxonomy places the organism in Eukaryota, Metazoa, Chordata, Aves, Gruiformes, Gruidae. Gene Ontology annotation, cellular component: plasma membrane.
AUGCGGGUCCUUGCCCUGCUCUCGCUCAUCCUCCUGGCCCUGCUGUCCCCAGCCAGCACUGCUGACCCAGGCCAGCCCUGCCCAUCAGAAAUGAACAAGGUCAAGGACCUCCUGGAGGUGAACUGCACAGGGCAGGCUCUCAGCGCGGUGCCCACAGACCUGCCCGUGCACACGGGCAUCCUUCUGCUCAACGCCAACCACCUGGUGUCCCUCUCCACCGCUGCCUUCCUGCCCCUCACCCAGCUGCAGGACCUCGACCUGUCCAACAACGGGCUGGAGUCUCUGCACACCAAGCACCUGCUGCCAUCCCUGAGGGAGCUGAUCCUUUCCCACAACGCGCUGGGGGCCCUGCCCACCCUGCAGGGGCUGCCUCAACUCACCCGCCUGGCCGUGGCCUACAACAACCUGGAAUCGCUGGCCCCAGGGGCUUUCAGGGCUGUGCCGCAGCUGCAGGACCUGGACCUGCGAGGAAACCGGCUGCGGACGCUGCCUCGGGAGGCCUUUGCGGGGCUGAGGGAACUCAAGGACUUGGACCUCUCAGACAAUGUCCUAGAGGAGCUCCCCAAGGACCUGCUGCAGGAGCUGCAAAAGCUGGCGAUCCUCUGGCUCUCAGGGAACCGCCUGCAGACCCUGCCCACCCACUUCUUCCCUGAGGGGCAGUUCUUUGCGUAUGUCUUCCUCACUGAGAACCCCUGGCACUGCGACUGCGGCCUGCGCUACCUGCGGAACUGGAUCAGGGAUAAUGAAGGCAGUGUCUAUCAGCCAGAGCGGGGCCUGGAGAAGACAAAGGUGGAGGUUGCCCCUGAGAAGGUGCUGUGCCACAGCCCCCCUGAGCAUUGGCAGAAGCCCAUUAUCCGCUUCAAGCCCAAGUGCGGCAACAUGGGGGACGCGGAUGAGGAGGAAGAAGAGGAAGAAGAGGAAGAAGAGGAAGAAAUGAGGGAGAAACCUACCACGAUCACUUUCUUCCCUCCACAUCCAUCCACUCCCAAAGAGCACACUACCAUGCCUCAUGCUGUUACCUGGCCUCCCCCCACUACCACAAGACCUCCUGUCGGCACCCCUUGUUGCUCCACUCUUGCCCCAGGCACUUCACUUGCAACGCCUGCAAGCACCAGAGCUCCCAGCACCACCACUCCUGCACUAGCCAGUCCCGCCCUGACACCCACACAGACACCCAGCAUGGCCGCCACUGUCACUGCUGCUCCCGCCAGCACGUCGCACAGAUCCACCACCCUCGUCUCCACCACCUCACUGCCAACCACUAUGAGCACCAGACCUCCCAGCACCAGCAGCAGUCCCCAAACCACCCUUGCCGCUGGAACUACCAACACCUAUUCCACUCUCAUGGUGUCCCCCGGCGCAUCUUCCACCACCUCCACAGCAGUGCCUUCUACUGCCACGCUAGAGGCCUCUUCCACUGUUAGAUCUUCAUCUCCUCCUCUGACGUCAACCACACCGGUGGUCUCCACCACCAUGUUUUCCACUCAUGCCCCAACACCGCCAGCUCCCCUGGACACCACAAACUUCACCCAGCCUGCACCUUCCCCUCCACCUCCAUCUGUGCCCCUCUGCCCGUGCUCCACCCCAGGACUGGUGUUACCCUUGCUGCGCUCAUGGGCAGGUGGGGAGGGUCCGCAGUGGGGCCAGUGGGUGCUGAGGCAUUGCUGCCUAUUGCACUGGGUGCUCUACCUGGCCUCCUUGGCUCUGCUGGUCCUGACCAUGCUGGCUCUAGCAGGCUGGCUGGUGUGGAUGUGUCUGGUGGGAAGAUCUUCCUGGCACAAGUCCCUGCAGACCCAAGAGGUGCAGUAUCCACUGUUAAGCUGGAGAGAGUCGACAGGAAGCCCUGAGAUGCAUCUCAGCAGCUUCAAAAGCCCCCUCCAGCGCUCCACGUUCUGUACCAUCAAGGAAGUAGAGUUGUGCCCUGAGGUCACUUACUGCACGAUUAAAGACCUGGGGAUACAGCGCAGUCCUCCUGCAAGUUCCUCCUUCUGCACCACAAAGGAGCUGUGGGUCCACCAUAGUCCUCCGAAUGCUUCGUUCAAGUCUUUUUCCAGGAAGCUGACGGUCCCAAGCCUCGGCUCCCUGAGGACCCCUUCUGCUUACAGUCUGGACAGGGGUGUCAAGGCCAUUGGUGAUGUCAGAGUGAAAUAUGCUGGCAACACCUUGUAA